Lampris incognitus (smalleye Pacific opah) is the source of this 2451-nucleotide messenger RNA. Its product is annotated as potassium voltage-gated channel subfamily B member 1-like. Gene Ontology annotation, cellular component: membrane; voltage-gated potassium channel complex. The transcript is spliced from 2 exons. The record is from RefSeq and is a predicted model, not a curated record. NCBI's taxonomy places the organism in Eukaryota, Metazoa, Chordata, Actinopteri, Lampriformes, Lampridae. Gene Ontology annotation, molecular function: protein binding; delayed rectifier potassium channel activity. Gene Ontology annotation, biological process: protein homooligomerization; potassium ion transmembrane transport. Bases 1 to 2451 code for a protein of 816 amino acids.
AUGAAUAAGGGGGUCUCUUGCUCGCUGCCUCCGGGCCCGGUGGACAUAAUCCGCAGCAAGUCCCACUCCCGCCGGGUCCGGCUCAACGUCGGCGGCCUCCUGCACGAAGUCCUGUGGAGGACCCUGGACCGGCUGCCCCGCACCAGACUGGGCAAGCUGCGGGACUGCAACACGCACGACUCCGUCAUGGAGAUAUGCGACGACUACAGCUUGGACGACAACGAGUACUUUUUCGACAGGCACCCCGGCGCCUUCACCUCCAUCCUCAACUUCUACCGCACCGGCAAGCUGCACAUGAUGGAGGAGAUGUGCGCCCUGUCCUUCAGCCAGGAGCUGGACUUCUGGGGCAUCGACGAGAUCUACCUGGAGUCCUGCUGCCAGGCCAGGUACCACCAGAAGAAGGAGCAGAUGAACGAGGAGCUGAAAAGAGAGGCGGAGACCCUGAGGGACCGGGAGGGAGAAGAGUUCGACACCACGUGUUGCUCCGAGAAGAGGAAGAAACUGUGGGACCUCUUGGAGAAGCCGAGCUCUUCAUUUGCUGCCAAGAUCCUGGCCAUUGUCUCUAUCCUCUUCAUCGUGCUGUCGACCAUUGCCUUGUCCCUGAACACCCUUCCAGAGUUGCAGGACACGGACGAGUUUGGACAAGUGACUGACAACCCCCAGCUGGCCCAUGUGGAGGCUGUGUGUAUUGCCUGGUUCACUAUGGAGUACCUGCUCCGCUUCCUCUCCUCGCCGAGCAAGUGGAAGUUCUUUAAGGGGCCCCUGAACAUCAUCGACCUGCUGGCCAUCCUGCCGUACUACGUCACCAUCUUCCUUACGGAGUCAAACAAGAGUGUUCUACAGUUCCAGAAUGUUCGUCGUGUGGUCCAGAUCUUCCGCAUCAUGCGCAUCUUGCGUAUUCUGAAGCUGGCACGUCACUCCACAGGUCUCCAGUCCCUAGGCUUCACCUUAAGGCGGAGCUACAAUGAGCUAGGCCUCCUCAUCCUCUUCCUGGCCAUGGGCAUCAUGAUCUUCUCCAGCCUGGUGUUCUUUGCUGAGAAAGACGAGGAGGACACCAAGUUCAAAAGCAUUCCUGCUUCUUUCUGGUGGGCUACUAUUACUAUGACCACAGUAGGCUAUGGGGAUAUCUACCCAAAAACUCUACUGGGAAAGAUAGUGGGAGGUCUGUGCUGCAUAGCUGGAGUACUGGUCAUUGCUCUCCCCAUUCCCAUUAUUGUAAAUAACUUCUCUGAGUUCUACAAAGAGCAGAAGAGGCAGGAGAAGGCCAUCAAAAGAAGGGAGGCCCUGGAAAGGGCUAAGAGAAAUGGUAGCAUUGUCUCUAUGAACAUGAAAGAGGCAUUUGCCCGCAGUGUGGAGCUCAUGGAUGUAAUGGUGGAAAAGAAUGUAGAAAACCCAGGGAAGAAGGAGAAAGUACAUGACAACCAUGUGUCUCACGUCAACCAAAAAGGGACACCUAAACACACAACAUUUGCGACCAGUCCCAGCAGGACCCUUGAGCACAACUUUGAACAGAAAGCCAGGCCCUCCACCCCUCAAUGCCUCAGUGCACAGAAUUUGGAGGAGAUGUACAACAAGAUGGCCAAGGCCCAGUCACAACCCACCCUCAGCAGCAGAGACAAAGAGCCAGGGUCCAAAACAGCCGGACAGAGAACUGAGAUUGAGAUGGGAAGUAUCCCCACUGAAACCGCCUCAAGGACUGGGGAAGGAGUGACAGACAUGAGGAGCAUGUCCAGUAUCGACAGCUUCAUCAGUUGCGCCACAGACUUCCCGGAAAGCUCCCGUUAUUCCUACAGCUCCACGGGCAACAUGCAAGGGAGGCUCAGUGUCAACCCAAACCUUGAGACCACCCUAGAGAAUGAGCACGAGGAAUCCUAUGGCCCCACAACACCCCUGACAGGGCGAGCCUCAAAAUGUGGGUCAUUUUCUGACAGCCCCAGGAGCCUGCGCUUUGGCAACCCUCUCAAAGGCCGCUCACUUAAGGUCAAUUUCAAAGGCAAGGAGGCAGAGGUUCCUUGCUCUCCCACUUCAGGGCAGGGUGGUUCAGCAGUUGGGGCCCUCUCCGAUAGCGCCUCACUCCAAAGCCCUGAGGCAUCAGUCUACACAACUGCCAGCAGCAGGACAUCCAGCAAAAGUCCUGAGAACUUGCUGCCCAGCAUAUUCACAUUCCACGAUGCAUCCAUCAGCAAGUUCAUUGAUGCUGACACAGAUGAGGAGGAGCAUCUGCAUGAUGGUUCAGGCAACAAUCCCUCCCAGAGACUCUUGGAAAAGGCCAGUCCCAAGUUUGUUUCUCACUCCAGUUAUCAUGGAGGAGCCAACCAUAUGGAAGGCCUGCAGAGAAAGCUGGGAAAUAGCAUGCUGCCCUUAGAGGGCCUCACACUCGGCGGCCAGGAGAACCAUGUGGCUCAGGAACUGCAGCCAGUGCAGGAGGAAAAGAGUCACUCCAACAUCUAG